CAUCAAACCACAGUCGAUAUAACUCACGCAGUACAGCCCUCGCAACCACCACCGUCACCCACCAUCACCUCCUCCCGGUCUCUCCUCCAAGAACCCUCGCCUUCUUACCUCCUCUCCUUGAGUGUUUCCUGAUUCAAGAUCGAGAUCGAAUAUCCCUUGCUUAGGUCCGGAGAGAGAUCUAUUUCCCGGUGUUCAUUGUCCCUAAAUCUAAUUUUCCCCCUCCCUCGGGAACGGCCCACACCAGUGAUCAAACUACGACGGACGAACCCUUUUAAGAACCUAACCUUCGUGUUUCCCCCGUCCAUACCAUACCUAACCAACCACUAUAUCUAUCUUCUACGACGACUGACGACAUUCACCGCUGUCCGCUUCCGCCAGAAUUCACCUUUGUUCUCAUUGACGGAAAGAGGAACGAGUGGGAAAAAAAAAAAAAAAAAAAAAAAAAAAAAAAAAAAAUAGACAACUGUUUCGAUUCGAAUGGUAUAUCUGUGUUAAAGAGCUAGGGAUUGCCCCAAACUGAACAUCCCCCGCCUGGGAGAACUCGCAAACGGCGAACGCUGUCCUACAUCAUAAACGACUAUCGAUUCCUUGGUUAUUUGCUGAAAAUUGACAGCGGUUCCUGCGCAGAAGCGAAGUUUGUCAUUCCACGCCGCCUACGUCGCCACCCCUUCCUCCGCGGAUAUACGUAAUACAUUUUUGUUCUCCUAAAGAAGGACGAUACAGAUCUGAUCUGAAGAAAACAAGCCGUGCUGUUUCUUUGAGACUGUAAUUCUUUUAUCUUGUUGCGCGCAUCGUCCUCGGUACAUACAUACCCAACAGGCAACGACGGGACCGGCGCGGCAACCAUCACAUCAUCGGGAUACCCGUACAUACCGAGGGACCUCUUUUGUGGUUUUUGUCAUUUGUCCUUCGAUUUUUCUUUUACCCCUUUUUAUUAAUUAAUAGCCUGAUUGAGAGGCUCUUCAUAGCGCGACCAUGUCGAAGGUUGUGAGGAGCGUGAAGAAUGUCACCAAGGGAUACUCGUCCGUUCAGGUCAAAGUCCGCAAUGCAACGAGUAAUGACCCUUGGGGCCCUACGGGGACAGAGAUGGGGGAAAUUGCGGCGAUGACAUUUCAUAGUCCCAGCGAUUUCUACGAGAUUAUGGACAUGUUAGAUAAGCGACUGAAUGACAAGGGCAAGAACUGGCGACACGUGCUCAAGUCAUUGAAAGUGUUGGACUACUGUCUUCACGAAGGUUCGGAGAUGGUGGUUACAUGGGCCAGAAAGAAUAUUUACAUUAUCAAGACGUUGCGCGAAUUCCAGUACAUUGAUGAGGAUGGCCGUGAUGUUGGACAAAAUGUACGAGUUUCCGCGAAGGAAUUAACCGCCCUGAUCCUUGAUGAAGAUCGUCUGCGAAACGAACGCUCUGAUCGGAAACUCUGGAAGUCGCGUGUCAGCGGAAUUGACGAUGGAAUACAUGGGAUUGCUGGUGGCAGUGAACCAGGUCGCCGCCCAAGGCGGGAUCGCCCUCACCGGCAAGCUGACGAAGAGGAUGCUGAAUACCGCCUUGCAAUCGAAGCAAGCAAGCACGAAGCUGAGGAGGAGAGGAAACGACGCCAAAGGGAGACAAACGUCGAAGCCGACGAUGACGAUCUUGCCAAGGCUAUUAAAUUGAGUAAGGAAGAAGAGGAGCUUCGAAGGCGUGAACUGGAGGAGAGUAAUCCCUCUGCGCUGUUCGACGACAACACUCCCGCUGCGCCGCAACCUGCUCAGCCUCAAUUAACAGGAUAUAACCAGGGAUACCAGCAACAGCCUGCGGUAGAUUGGUUUGGGAACCCAAUGGACCAACAGCAACCUAUGUCGACAGGCUACUUGAACAAUCAAUACGCGCAACCAACGGGAUUCCAGCCGCAACAGACGGGUUUUACAAAUGGCUAUACAGGCGGCUUCCCCGCUCAACAACCCGGCUAUGAUCAGUUCGCGCAGCAAAAUAACUUCUUGCAACCCCAAGCCACCCUCCAACCACAGCAAACUGCAUUCAAUAACCCCUAUGGCAAUGAUAUCUUUGGUCAGCCACAACAACAGCAACAGCAACAGCCGCAACAACAGCAAUCGCAACAAGACAACAGCUUCCUCCAGCCAGGAACUCAUAACCCAUGGGCAUCAAACCAACAACAACCAGCAGAUGCGCUUAAGCCCAUGCCAACGGGCUCCAAUAAUCCAUUUGCCUCGUCAUUCACACGAGCCCAAGCACAGCAGGUCCAAAAGACCGGCCCACCAUCUCUCGGCACCCUCACUGAACAGCGCACCGCUCAUCAAUUCACCAACAACCAGCCUUCGACAAACCCCAUCAUGAACUUCCAGUCGUCCAGCAAUACACAGCAGCAGCAGCAGCAGCAGCAGCAACAACAACAACAACAACUUCAAAACCCGCAGCACGCCCGUCUCAACGCCCUCCUCGCCACCGGCGACGGACAAGAUACCUUCGGCAACGUCGGCGACCUCCGUAUCCCUGCCCAGCACACCGCGCCCGGCGUAUUCGUAAAUUCUGCCGGUCAGGGUCUCGACCGUCUCCAACCAAACCAAACCGCGAACAAUCCCUUUUUCAACCAGCAGUUUACAGGCGCUCCGCAGCAGCAGCAGCACCAGCGGAAUAAUAAUCCGUUUGGAAUGGGACAGCCGGGCUAUGUGGCCCAGCCUCAGCAGAGUGGGAAUCUGAUUGACCUGUGAAGUUAGGAAGGAGGAAGGAGGAAGUUGGAGUAGGGGAAGUGGGGAGAGAGGGCUUUUAUGGGUUGAAGUUUUCUUUGUUCUUAUGACGAUGUCCUCUUCAAACAAACGCGUUGUGUGGAGUUUGCGGGAAUUUUGUAGAAUUCCAUGGCCGGGACACGUUGUGAUUUGAAGAGCGGAGGGGAGGAUUUUCAUAUUUUAUGAAGAGCUUGUCAAUUUGCGCAAGAGAGACAAGAAGUUUAGCCCUUCCACAGUUUUAUUCCUUACUUUUUUCCGUGUGCUCGGUGAAAAUUGGGUCUUAUAUUUUGGGGCCAUUUUUUGUCCCCCCCCCCCCCUCUCUCUCUCUCUCCCCUUUUCUCCCUUUUUUUUCUUUUUUUUUUCUUUUUGCUAUGUUUUACUUAGGUUUUUGUAUCUUUUUCCAUCUCUUUUUGAAGAGUCCGCCCGUCCUUCU
Messenger RNA from Blastomyces gilchristii SLH14081, 3157 nucleotides. Its product is annotated as EH domain binding protein epsin 2. Bases 976 to 2709 code for a protein of 577 amino acids. NCBI's taxonomy places the organism in Eukaryota, Fungi, Ascomycota, Eurotiomycetes, Onygenales, Ajellomycetaceae. The record is from RefSeq and is a predicted model, not a curated record. The transcript has 4 exons. Gene Ontology annotation, cellular component: plasma membrane; clathrin vesicle coat; endosome. Gene Ontology annotation, molecular function: phospholipid binding; clathrin binding. Gene Ontology annotation, biological process: actin filament organization; endocytosis.